CUUAAGUAUGUCCUUCGGGAAAUGGGAAACUUUUGAAAAGGACGUGUGAUGGCUGAAAUAUUUUAUAAUGGUAGGAGAGUUGACGGUCGCCGACCAAAUGAAAUUAGACGAGUGGAUUGUCAGUUUGGCUCGGGUUAUUCUGACGGGAUUGUAUUCCUGCAUCAAGGGAAUACCAAGGUGAUUGCAUCCGUGGUUGGGCCCCAUGCUCCCAGAGCAAAAGGUGAUGGUGUUCCAGAUGGUGCAACGAUAACGUGCCAAUUUACCAAGCCUCCGUUCGCAUCAACUUCAGGGGAACGUCGCAAACUGUCAUCAAAUGAUAGAUCAGCGAAUGAUUUUGCUACUGCCAUUGAGGAGAUAUUCUCAUGUGUCAUCAGGACAGAAAAAUACCCAAUGUCUCAAAUAGAUAUUUUUCUUGAAGUUAUUCAGUCAGAUGGCUCUGAGUUUGCUUGUGCUGUAAAUGCAACUACACUUGCCUUAACUGAUGCUGGAAUUGAAAUGGAUUACCUCGUCAGUGCAGCUACAGUUGGUCUCUGGGGUUCACAUGUGUUCGCUGACCUUUGUCGCUUUGAGGAGAACCCACGUAUAUCACAGUUAACCGUUGUUUGUCUUCCCAAUCUUCAUCAGCUUUCUGGAGUAAUUACAGAGGAGCAAAUAGACCAAUGGAAAGGUCAGCCUCAAAUCCUUCAUACACGUCUCUCUUCUUGGUUACCUGUUGAGAGACUACAACCACUCAUGACAGAAGCUGUAAAGGUGGCUCAAACACUUCAAAAGGAAUUUUCUUAUUGGCUACGGGGCCGUGUACGUAGUGGUCUUAUCACCAGAUGACUAACGUGACUCACCUUUAUAAAGACAUUUUGAGCGGCGCCAGAUAUACUAUCUGAGUAUAAUGUUUCACGACUGACCAUGUGAAGUUACAAUAUAAAUUUUGAUUCUG
Schistosoma margrebowiei is the source of this 934-nucleotide messenger RNA. Lineage: Eukaryota; Metazoa; Platyhelminthes; Trematoda; Strigeidida; Schistosomatidae. The record is from the annotation of a GenBank genome assembly.